AUGUACAACCUCGUCGCCACGGCCCAAGCCCACAUGGAAGUCUCCUGGCCCCCCGUCUUCCGCUCCAAGUAUAACCCAAAGGUCCCCGGCAACCUCAUCGACUACGACAUGACCUCGCCCCUCCACGCCGACGGCUCCAACUUCCCCUGCAAGGGCUACAACGUCGACGCCGGCAGGCCCGAGGGCGCCCCCGGCGUUACCUGGGCGCCCGGCGGCACCUACAACCUCACUGUCGCGGGCUCGGCCACCCACUCCGGCGGCAGCUGCCAGGCCUCGCUGUCCUACGACCGGGGCAAGACCUGGGUCGUCAUCCACUCCUGGAUCGGGGGUUGCCCUCUCACGCCUACCUGGGAUUUCACCCUGCCCAACGACACGCCUCCCGGUGAGGCUCUCUUCUCUUGGACCUGGUUCAACAACAUUGGCAACCGGGAGAUGUACAUGAACUGCGGAGCCGUCACUAUCAGGGCUCCUCGCUACCGUCCUCGCAGUCCUGCUGAUUCCAUCUACAACCGCCCUGCUCAGUUUGUUGCCAACGUCGGCAACGGCUGCUCUACGCUCGAGGGUGCUGAUGUUCUCUUCCCCGAACCUGGCCCGGAUGUCGACUUUGACUCUGCCGGCACUGCUGCCCCUGUUGGCUCUUGCGGUGAUGCUCCCAGGCGCGCUCGCCCUCACCGGGCGUAA
Molecule: messenger RNA, 681 nt
Organism: Trichoderma citrinoviride
Lineage: Eukaryota; Fungi; Ascomycota; Sordariomycetes; Hypocreales; Hypocreaceae
Product: lytic polysaccharide monooxygenase
Exons: 2
Coding region: 1-681 (226 amino acids)
Source: RefSeq, a predicted model, not a curated record